UGGAACAAAUUCAAAUCUCCGUUUAUAGAUACAGGUAUAUAUAUACUUAUAUAAUUUGUAAUACACAUACAUAUGGGUCUUAAUUAUUUACUUGUUAUAAUAUAUUGAUUAAUUAGAAUUUUUGCUGGGUUUCAUUUCUUAUGUGAGAAAAAAAGUAUAUAUUAUAUAUAUAAAGAAUAUAACUUUUUUUUUCUGUCUAAGUACAAAUGGUAUAUAUGACCAUGUUCAUAAUGUGUGUGUGUGUGUGUUUUUUUUGAUAUAAUGAAUUAAUGAAUGUGUUUGCAAAGGUGGCAGGUCAUCACGCAUAGAGGGUGGCAAUGAUAGGUUGUCCAAUAACAAGUUGAGUGUUAAUGAAGAGUACGCGAAGGCCUUCCGAACAAGCUCUUAUGAAGAAAUGUGGGGAAGAGUUGAUGGGCAAUUAGGAUUAACAACAACUACUACCAGUUCAUUAGAACCAAGGCCAGAAACACUGAAGAACAUGAUGGAGAGAUUAAAACUCCACCACCUUUUGAUCGAAUACUUCGACGCAAGCACACAAGCAUGUCACACGUGCGAAUUGCUUCUACAAAGCAUCCAUCAAACUCGUUCCGAAUAUAGGAAAAUAGAAAAGGUCAUUAAUGAUGAGCAAAAGGGUAUUAAUACUCCAUGAUUGUACUACUAAUAGUAGUAAUAAUUAUGGUGAAGAUCAUCAUAGUCAUGAGCAUGACCAACAAGAAUAUUAUUGCCGAGCCAUAUUCAGAGAGCUGACUUCGGUUAGAUUAAUAAACCCUUUGACAAUUAUAAGCCCUCUUGAAUAUCGAGAUAUUCGGAAAAGUUACAUGGUUUUGCUCCAUAAACUAACAUCCAAACAGAAGAAGAUUAAAAGGAGAGAAAAGGUGAAGAAAAUAUGUAAGAAAGUUGGAGGAGUUGGGCUCGUGGUAUCGCAUAGUUUGGUCUUGGUUGCCUUGUUCGUCUUUGCAAUAUUACAUGGCAUGUUUGGUCUUGUGGCGGUUCCUGCUGUAAUGGGCUGUUCUUCAAUUUACUUGGGUAAAAAGAGAAAACUGGAUUUGGUGGCUCCAAAUCGGGUUGGGAAGGUAAUAAAUAGUAGAGGAGGUGGUGGGGUUGUUGAGCAGCUUGAUGUAGCUGCAAAAGGGGUUUUUAUAUUGAUGAAUGAUUUUGAUACGAUGAGUCAAAUGGUGAGAAGGUUGCAAAAUGAGGUCGAGCACAAGAAAUCUGCGGCUGAUAUAUGUGUGAGGAGUAACAAGUUUGAGCUAUUGAAGGAGGUUGUGAAGGAGUUUCAUGCUCAGGAUUCUAGCUUUUUGGAGCAACUACAAGAACUUGAAGACCAUAUUUACCUUUGUUUACUCACCAUAAACCGAUCCAACAAGCUACUAAUUAAUCCAACAGAUUAUAGCUAGGAUCGAUCAACUCGAUCGAUGUGCACCAUAAAUAGGAUAUAUAGUACUAUAUAUAGUUCUCUGAUGAUCUAUAAAUGUAUAUUAAUAUAUAAUAUGUAUACAAGUCAUUGGGUAACAUAUAUUUAUAUAGUAUCAUGUUUACUUGCAAUAGAAAUUUAAUAUUCUUCACACAUUGUUUUAAUGCAGUUAACGGCUUAUAUUUAGUUAAAGAUGCUGUUGUAGAAUUUUUGUCUUUUUUUAAUUUAUACUGCUUGGUUAGUUUAUUUUUAUUCAUUAUGCUCCAUAGGUGCAUGUAAUAUACUAUUAUGUACAAUUUAUCUAUUAAUAUAAUGAAAAUUCUAUUUCUUCCAAAAAA
Messenger RNA from Cannabis sativa, 1752 nucleotides. RefSeq names its product UPF0496 protein At1g20180-like. The coding region runs from base 618 to 1397 and encodes 259 amino acids. Lineage: Eukaryota; Viridiplantae; Streptophyta; Magnoliopsida; Rosales; Cannabaceae. The transcript has a single exon. The record is from RefSeq and is a predicted model, not a curated record.